GCGCUGCGGUCAGCCCUGCAGGUGGCAGCCCCCUACUCGAAGCCCAGCAUGACCUUGGAGCCCAACAAGGACCUGCAGCCUGGGGAUAUAGUGACCAUCAUGUGCUCCAGCUACCAGGGCUACCCUGAGGCCGAGGUGUUCUGGCAGGAUGGGCAGGGUGUGCCUUUGUCGGGCAAUGUGACCACAUCGCAGAUGGCCAAUGAGCAGGGUUUGUUUGACGUGCGCAGUGUUCUGAGAGUGGUGCUGGGUGCUAAUGGCACCUACAGCUGCCUGGUGCGCAACCCCGUGCUGCAGCAGGACGCUCAUGGCUCCGUCACCAUCACAGGAGCUGAGGACCAGGAUGGGGAUGGAGAAGGACCUAAGACUGUCCUGAGGCCUCUAAAACACUCUGAAAACAAAGAAGGUGAUGGACCAGAAAUAGCCUGACCAAAGGAUCAGGGAGCUGCUGCCCUUGCCUUGGGCUCCCCCCUCUGCCUGCACUGGGGCCUCUGUGUGAGCCCUGGGCUCGGGCUUCCUUGCCCCCAACAGAUGGCUCCCAUCCUGGCGAAUCUACUCAUUCUGCGGAGGAUGCGAUACAAGACCACUUACAGCCUCAUUUCUCCAAUGGACACGACUCCCAAGUCAUCCUGCUGCCUUAUUUCUUAUGGACACAAUACACAGACCCCACCACCUUGUUUCUCCAAUGGAUACGCUACAUGGACCAUCUGGCUGCCUUUUUCUCUAGAGCACUCAGCUUUCAGACUGACCCUCUGACUUGUUUCUCCAAAGACACGAUACAUAGUCACUCCUCACCUUGUUUUUCCAGUGGCCCUGAUACACUAGCUCUCACUUCUCAGACUUCCUCCCACCUGCCUGUAAUCCGUAUCCUCAGAUGGGGCACUGUAGCCUCAGUAUCGCCUUGAGUCUAGCGGUGUCUCCUCUUGCUUUCUCCCACGCUGGCCCCAGGGCCGGCUUUUCCCUCCUCCACUGAGUGAACACAGGUCCCCUCCCAGGCAUGCAGAGGCACAGGUGCACGUGCUGGAACACGUACAAGGUCCCCCUGGUCUGUGCCCUGUGAGCCCCCCUCUGCCCACCAUCCCCGCGGGAAGCACGUGCUGGUCACACUGGGUCCUGGGGAUCAGCUUCUGUUCCUCUGCUUUUCUGCCUUUUGCUUAUUCAUUCAAGUAAUGUUCACUGAGCACCAUGGGGGUUGGCACUGUGUUAGGUGUGGGGAACCCUCCCUGAGAAGACAAGCUGCUUCCUCAAGGACUUGUCCUUUAGCUGCAACCCUGUGAGGAAAUAGCAGUUCAUGAGAGGGACUCCUGCCUUCUCCCUGCUGUACCCCCAGCUACCUAGGUACCUCACCCCAUCCCAUCUCUGGUUCUUACUCAGAGUGGCAGGAGGUGGGUAGAAACCUGGAGAGAGGGAUGGAACCUCUCACUCUAACUGGUGAGAAGCUGAUGUCCCCAAAGUGUCUUUUCAGAGUGAGCAGGUGGGCAGUCAGGCAAGACCAAACAGACCCCAAGAGCCCAGCAAGAAGGAUGCCUGGGGCCUCGGCCAGGGGUACAGCCCCUCCUCCCUUCCCCCACCAUGGUGCUAUUCUGGGGCUGGGCAGACAUUUCCUGGCCUCUCUUUGGCCAGCCCCCAGCCUCUGGUAGAAUGAACUUCUGAUGUUCUCCCACUGACAUAGCUCCCUUCACCAACAGUGAAGACAUGGGGAUUUCUAAUUUAAAUGUGGGACUCUCAGGAAUUUCAUAAACUGGGGGGAGGCGGGGAGGUACUUGGGGGAAAAUAAAUGCCUUUGUAGAAAGC
Molecule: messenger RNA, 1791 nt
Organism: Myotis lucifugus (little brown bat)
Lineage: Eukaryota; Metazoa; Chordata; Mammalia; Chiroptera; Vespertilionidae
Product: CD276 antigen
Exons: 5
Source: RefSeq, a predicted model, not a curated record